Messenger RNA from Chaetomium globosum CBS 148.51, 876 nucleotides. RefSeq lists its product as uncharacterized. Bases 1 to 876 code for a protein of 291 amino acids. Gene Ontology annotation, molecular function: chitosanase activity. The record is from RefSeq and is a predicted model, not a curated record. Lineage: Eukaryota; Fungi; Ascomycota; Sordariomycetes; Sordariales; Chaetomiaceae. The transcript has 3 exons.
AUGCACAACCGCCUCCUGCUGUCGGCCCUCGUGGGCGCGGCCAGCGUGUCUGCCCGGGACAUCCCCUCCAACAUCAAGAACUUUUACGACUCGCUCAAGGCCAAGGGCACCUGCUCCAACAAGCUCGCUACGGGCUUCUACAGCAAGGACAAUGGCCCGAACACGCCUUCGCCGACAUGGACGUGGACUGCGACGGGGAGCAGAACGGGCGCGGCGACGACGGGCGGUGCGAGAGCAGCGGCGACACCCAGUACCAUCACCUCCUUCGAGUGGAUCAUCAAGGACUACAACAAGGGCAUCAAGGACCUCAACGCCAACGUGCACCCCUACGUCGUCUUCGGCAACGAGGGCUCCAAGAGCGGCUGGAAGACCUUCGACCCGCAAGCCCACGGCAUCCGCCCGCUCUCCGUCAUGGCCGUGGUCUGCAACGGCAAGCUGCGGAUUGGGCGUGGGGGUGGUGACGGUGGUGAUGGGGGUGAUGGGGGUGAUGGUGGUGAUGGCGGUGGUGGUGGUGGUGGUGGUGAGUGCGACUGGCCGGGCCACUGCGAGGGCGCGUCCUGCUCGAGCGACGACGAGUGUUCGGACCCGUGGGCGUGCGUGUCGGGCAAGUGCGCGCUGGACCCGGAGGCGGGUGGUGGUGGUGGUGAGCCGGAUUAUGCGUGCGAGUGGGCCGGGCACUGCGAGGGUGUCGCCUGCAAGACCCACGACGACUGCUCCGACCCGCUGCACUGCGAUGCGGAUGAGAAGCUCUGCACCAUGGACGGGUGUAGCUGGGCGGGCCACUGCCUGGGUGCGAAGUGCGCUGAUCACGGGGACUGCGCGGACCCGUACGAGUGCAACGCGAGUGCCGGGUACUGCUGGUAUGCCUCUGAGUAA